AUGUCACAAUACGAGAAUGCACCUAAUCAAUCCAUCUUGGUCAAGGGCUCGAAGAUGGCUUAUCGUUGGUUGGGACCGAAACAUGGGAUUCCGGUGAUUCAUCUCGUAUCAUUCAGUCUCACACCAACCAGAGCUACAAUGAGCCAGAUAGAUCCGGUUUCUGUGAAUAAGAUAGCUGAGAAGCGACCAGUCAUUCUCUUUGACAACGCUGGCUGGGCGGAUUACUGCGCAGAACUUAUCGUACAACUCGGAUUUAAUCAAGUGGAUGUCUUGGCCUUUUCGAUGGGCGGAUGCGCAGCUCAGAUGAUGGCAUUGAAUUAUCCAGCUUUGGUUCGCCGUCUGAUCCUCAUUGGAUCCCUUCCAAGUAUUGGACCAGGAGUCAUACUCCCGCCGCCCGCGCCCUUUCAGGGUAUCCGCAUGGCACAUGAUCAUGAGUCUCAGGAAGCUGCGCUGCUGGAAUUUUGUUUUCACUCUUCAGAUGCCAGUCAGGCAGCGGGGAGAGCCACGUUUCGGAGAAUGCUUGAGGCCAGAGAUGAUUGGUCUGAUUUGAUUGAUGCUGAUAGUACCCGACGUCAAGUGCAGGCGUUUGCUAGGUUUAUGAAUCCACAACGCUCAUCAGAAGGCUCUUUCAGGCGAUUCAACGAACUGAGAAUUCCGAUUCUGAUAAUUAGAGGUCAGGAAAAACCAGGAUCCCACGACUAUGUCUUCGAAAGACAAACAUGCCAAGCUAUGGCGAGACAAAUGUACAAUGCUACUGUCAGUGUUUACGAGUUUCCGGAUGCUGGCCAUGCUCCACACUGGCAAUAUCCAGAGGAGUUUGCCGAACUUGUCGACUCUUUCUUAUGUACUGAGGACACAAUGACUGCCCAAGAGCUACCAGAAAACUGGGUGCGUUGGAUUCAUGGUUCGGACUUGAUCAGCAAGAUUUGA
This is a messenger RNA of Colletotrichum scovillei, 930 nucleotides long. RefSeq lists its product as uncharacterized. Bases 1 to 930 code for a protein of 309 amino acids. Lineage: Eukaryota; Fungi; Ascomycota; Sordariomycetes; Glomerellales; Glomerellaceae. The transcript has 4 exons. The record is from RefSeq and is a predicted model, not a curated record.